Messenger RNA from Propithecus coquereli (Coquerel's sifaka), 2040 nucleotides. RefSeq names its product calcyphosine 2 (gene CAPS2). The record is from RefSeq and is a predicted model, not a curated record. Gene Ontology annotation, molecular function: calcium ion binding. Lineage: Eukaryota; Metazoa; Chordata; Mammalia; Primates; Indriidae. The transcript is spliced from 18 exons.
AUGCGCCUGCUACAAAGCCCUGGGCUACUGGGGAAAGCCUUGAGUCUCCCCGUGGUGCAGGAGAUGGAACCAUCCAAACUGCUUUCCACACAUCCAAUCCAGAGUCACCACACAGUGCCCCUGGAUUGUAAUCCAGAUUGCAACACGAAGGAGGGAGUGGGGAGUUCCUUUGGGUACACUGCUGUAUACCGCAUGAUAGCUACACGAACGUGAAUGGAUUUAGAGGUUAAAGGAGUUGCUGCUGCUUCUAGGAGCCAAAUUCUGCCAUUCUCUGGAAGAAAGAAGUCAUUACAACAAAAAUGGACUUCCGAAUCAUGGGCAAAUCAGAAUUCCUGCCCACCAGUGGUUCCACGACUUGAUUUGGGAAGCCUUGUUGACUCUGAUGAUGAGGAUGAUUUUUCAUAUAUUCCACUUAGUACAGCACAGGUUCAUUUUAACCCACCAAAUUCAUCUUCUACUCUUGGCUGGGUCACACCAGGUCAAAUACCACAUACUCAGCAUCAUCUAUAUGAACUGGAACAGGACGUGAUACCUGAAAAUUUACCAGCACCAACAGAAAAAUAUAAACUAAAAUAUCAGCAAUAUGAAACUGAAAUGAGAGAGGGAUAUAGGCAGUUUAGUCAGAGAAAUGCAGAAAAGACAAAAUCAAAUAUCACUUAUCAACAAUCUCCCAGAAAUAAGAUAGAUAAAAAGUGUGUACAAGGUGACGAAGCCAACACAGAUGACCUUACAACUCUGGAUAGGAAAGCUCUCUUACAGCAAGGUUAUGCACACAACCCUUAUAGUACGCAACACAGUGCAAGAAAAUUGGACGCAGAAAUUGCGGCUGCAGAGAAGAAAAAGCAGACUGUUGCAGAGCAAGUGAUGAUAGACCACUUAUCCAGGGCUGUAAUCAGUGACCCAGAACAAAAUUUAACCAUUCAGAGAAAAGGAAGCGCUCGUAUCCUUCAAGAUUCAAAGACAGCCCCUGUUCGACUUAGAAAAAGAACACUGCAUGAAACAAAGAUAAAAACCCAUUCUACAUUAACCGAAAAUAUGCUUUCUCAUAAAGUACAAUUUGAUGGUAGGAUCAUAUCAAGAAAUGGACGUGAUGCUUGUAGAGAGCUGAUCGGGUUCUUUUUCACUCAUGACCAGUCCCUUACAAUUUAUGAAUAUCGACAAUUUGGGAAAAAUAGAACAAAUGUGCUGCCUUUUAUUCAAAAAAGCAUUUAUUGUCAUCAGUGUGGACGAAGAAAAGGAAAACAGUACCAACUUGGUGAUUUUCAUGUUGAAAUCUUGUCUCUUGGUACUUUGAAAGGCUUUUCAAAGCUGUAUCAGUGGGUAAGUGGCUACCUCAGCAGCACCAGGAGUAAUGCUCCAUCUACAGCAGAUGUGCUAAAAGAAAAACUACAUAAAAGAAGUGUUCGUAUUUUGACUGGAUUGGGAAGAUACUUUCAACGAUUGGACAAGGAAGGAAAUGGACUUUUAGAUAAAGCAGCUUUUAAGCAAGCUCUAAAAGUAUUUCACUUAGAAGUGUCUGAAAAGGAUUUUGAGUCUUUGUGGCUAAUUCUGAAUGUCAAUGGUAAUGGCAAUGGCAAAGUUGAUUACGGAGAAUUCAAACGUGCCAUUUUUGGUGAAAUGAAUGAAUAUAGGAAAUCAUUUGUUCGAAAGGCCUUUAUGAAACUAGACUGCAACAGAACUGGAAGUGUGCCUAUUAUAAACGUAAGAAAAUGUUAUUGUGCAAAGAAGCAUUCUCAAGUAAUUUCAGGCCAUUCCACAGAAGAAGAAAUCAAAUCAUCAUUUCUAGAAACAUUAAAAGAUACCUGCAGCAAGUCUGAUGAAGUGUCAUAUGGUGAAUUUGAAGAUUACUAUGAAGGUUUAAGUAUUGAGAUAGCAGAUGAUGAAGAUUUUGUUAACAUCUUACGUACUCCGUGGGGAAUUUAGUUUUAAAUGAUGACUAUGUUAUCAGCACUAAGCAUUUUAUUGGAGAGAUGAAUUGAAUGUAAAGGACGAUGAAACGCUGGAGCAUAUAGUUUUCUAGUACUGCCUUUAUUCUGUUUU